This is a messenger RNA of Chroicocephalus ridibundus (black-headed gull), 6594 nucleotides long. RefSeq names its product laminin subunit beta-1-like. Gene Ontology annotation, biological process: animal organ morphogenesis; tissue development. The record is from RefSeq and is a predicted model, not a curated record. Gene Ontology annotation, cellular component: basement membrane. Bases 836 to 6460 code for a protein of 1874 amino acids. NCBI's taxonomy places the organism in Eukaryota, Metazoa, Chordata, Aves, Charadriiformes, Laridae. The transcript is spliced from 35 exons.
CGCUGGACUUUGCCCCGGGAGCCGUGGUGGUGGGGAGGGCUGCGUCCCUCGGGAGGACCGUGCCCAGCCGGCGGCACCGUGGCUGUGACCGGACGGGCUCCCUGUGGCCAAGCCGUACCAGUACCUCCACCGUGGGGCACGAAGCGGUGCCGCAGCCCCCCGCGCAGCCGUGCUGGCCUCGGGUGCCUGUCCCGCCAUGCCGCCCUUUUGUUCGCCAGCGGGGCCCGCCGUGCCGCCCGGGGGCCGGGGCGUGCCCGGGCUGCCGACGCCUGGCCAGCCUGGCCCCCGCGGGCGGGCGGGCAGCGGGGGCCUCCAGGCAGAAGGAAUCGGCAGUGACAUUCCCGUAGCCUGGAGACCGCCGUCCCUUUCAGCGGGCAGCCCAUUUGAAUAAGAAUCGUGUGUGUGUGUGUGCGCGGGGAAGGGGGGCCGCCGCCAUCCCAUCGCCGCCCUCGCCCCGGCUCAUUUCUGCACGCCCAGCCCGGGGGGCAGCGGGUCCCGCCAUCGCCCCCGGCCUCGGCCCCGCCGGACGCCGCAGGACGCCAGCGCCGGGGCCAGGCUUUGAUCCAGCGCUUGCGAGGCUGGGAGCGGGCGGUACCAGGAGAAAAGGAAGCACAAAAGGCUGUUCCAGCCUAAAUUUAACAGCGGGACCCCGGCCAGCCGCAGGGACGCCCUCGCCCAGCCGGCUCCGGUGCUCCUGGCUCCCCUCCCUGCCUGGCCCUGGCCCGGUGCUGGGGCCCCCCAGGGACACCGGUGACACUCGAAGGGAUGGAUCCGACCUGAGUGGGGCAGGAGGGGGCACGGCACAGCUUGUAUCAGGCAGAGCCGGUGGCUGUCCAUGGACCUCCUGGCACUUGCUCUCCUCCUGGCGGGGGUGCCAGCAGCAGGGGGCUGGCAGGAGCCUGACCUGAGCCACGGCUGCGCCCGCGGCAGCUGCUACCCGGCCACCGGGAACCUGCUGGUGGGGCGAGCCCCCAGCCUGAGUGCCACCUCCACCUGCGGGCUGGACGGGCCCCAGGAGUACUGCAUCGUCAGCCACGUCCAGGACUCGGAGAAAUGCUUCACCUGCGACUCGCGGGACCCAUCCCUGCUCGAGAGCCACCGCAUCGAGAACGUCAUCUACCUGAGCGGCCCCCAUGGCCAGCGGACGUGGUGGCAGUCGGAGAACGGCGUGGAGCAUGUCAGCAUCCGCCUGGACCUGGAGGGAGAGUUCCACUUCACCCACCUCAUCAUGAAGUUUAAGACAUUCCGCCCCGCGGCCAUGCUGGUGGAGCGCUCAGCCGACUUCGGGCGCAGCUGGAAGGUCUACCGCUACUUCGCCUACAACUGCUCCAAGCUCUUCCCCGGUGUCCCCGUCCAGCCCUCGGGGCUGGUGGAUGAGGUGCUGUGUGACCAGCGCUACUCCGAGAUCGAGCCCUCCAGCCACGGGGAGGUCAUCUUCAAGGUGCUGGACCCCUCCAUCCCUGUGGCGGAUCCCUACAGCCCAUCCAUCCAGGACCUGCUGCGCGUCACCAACCUGCGGGUGAACCUCACCAAGCUGCACACGCUGGGCGACAACCUGCUGGACACGCGGCGGGAGGUGCUGCACAAGUACUACUACGCUGUGGAUGAGCUGGUGCUGCGCGGGAGCUGCUUCUGCCACGGCCACGCCGCCCACUGCGCCCCGGCACCCGGUGUCCCGACAUCCUCCAUCCCCGGCAUGAUCCAUGGGCGCUGCGUCUGCGAGCACCACACGCAGGGGCUGAACUGCGAGCGCUGCGAGGACUUCUACCACGACCUGCCCUGGCGCCCGGCCGAGGGCUCCAGCACCAACGCCUGCCGCCGCUGCGACUGCAACGAGCACUCGCAGCGGUGCCACUUCGACAUGGCCGUCUACCUGGCCACGGGGAACACCAGCGGGGCUGUGUGCGACGGCUGCCAGCACAACACCAUGGGUCGCCGCUGCCACCUCUGCAAGCCCUUCUACUACCGGCACCCCCGCUCCGACAUCCGCUCCCCCACCGCCUGUGCCCCGUGUGACUGUGACCCGGCGGGCUCGCUGGACGGAGGCGCCUGCGAUGGGCACACAGACGUGGCGCUGGGCAUGAUUGCGGGGCAGUGCCGCUGCAAGGAGAACGUGGCCGGUCCUCGCUGUGACCGCUGCCGGCACGGCGCCUACGGCCUCAGCCAUGGCGACCCGCAGGGCUGCCAGCCAUGCAGGUGUGACCCACGGGGCACGGUGGCGGGCAGCUCCCCCUGCGACCCUAUCAGCGGGGACUGCUACUGCAAACGCUUCGUGGCCGGGCGCUCCUGCAGCGAGUGCGUGCCUGAGUUCUGGGGCCUGAGCUACGACGUGGGGGGCUGCCGGCCCUGUGCCUGUGACUUUGGGGGAGCCUACAACAACCGGUGCUCCAUGGAGGACGGGGCUUGUCCCUGCCGUCCCCACCUCAUGGGGCGGCAGUGCGACCAGGUGCAGCCCGGCUUCUUCUGCGCCCCCCUCGACUACUACACCUACGAGGCCGAGCAGGCCACUGGCCACGGCCAUGACCACCCCCAGCUCCCGGUGAGUCUCCUGGGGGGGUCCCUGCGCCCCCAGCCCAGGCUUGUGCAUGGCUGUCACCAUGCACCGUGCUCCAUGCAUGGCUGUCACCCUGUCCUGCAUGUGGCUGUCCCUGUGCAUGGCCACCCAUCCCUGCAGGGUGCCAUCCGGGCAGAGGUGCCCCAGGACUGCCUGGAGUACGACACAGGGGAGCCAGGGGGGCGGAAGGGGCGCCCACGGCACCAGCGCAGCCCCCCACGUCCCCCCCAGCCCCGUGCCCCCUCGCGCCGUAACCGCCAGCAGCCCCCCAAGCCGGAUGUGGAGGAGGUGGUGCGGGACGGCGUUGGGCGCAUGGUGACAUGGACGGGCUCGGGGUUCGCCCGGGUGCGGGACGGGGCUGGCCUGACCUUCCGCGUGGACAACGUGCCCUACCCCAUGGACUACGAGCUGCUGCUACGCUACGAGCCCGAGUCGACCGAGGAUUGGGAGGCUGUGGUCAGCGUCGGCUCCCGGGUGCUCCCCACCAGCCCUCGCUGCGGGAACCUGCUGCCCUCCGAGCAGAUGUACCGUGAGAGCCUGCCCCACAGCCAGAGGUACGUGCUGCUGUCCCGGCCCUUCUGCUUCGAGCCCAGCACCCCCUACGAGGUGACCAUGCGGCUUCAACGGGCCGGCGUCACCCAGCGCCACCCUGGUGCCUUCAUCCUCAUUGACUCGCUGGUGCUCCUGCCGCGGGUGUCGGAGCUGCCUGGCUUCCAUGGGGCUGAGGCGGCGGCGGCAGCGCGCCAAGAGGAGCUGGAGCGGUACCGGUGCCUGGAGGCGUUUCGCAUGGCCCCCCCGUCCCCCCUGGCCCAGGCUUGUGCCCGCCUGGUCUGCAGCGUCUCAGCCCUGCUGCAUGGCGGGGCGCUGCCCUGCCAGUGCGACCCGCAGGGCUCCCGCAGCAGCGAGUGCCAGGUGCAGGGAGGGCAGUGCGAGUGCAAGCCCCACGUCCUCGGCCGGCGCUGCGACCACUGCGCCCCAGGCAGCUACGGCUUCGGACCCCUGGGCUGCAGCCCCUGCGCCUGCUCCCCGGAGGGCUCGGUGUCACAGCUGUGCGAUGCGGUGAGUGGGCAGUGCCGGUGCCAGCACGGCGCUGUGGGCCGGCAGUGUGACCAGUGCCAGCCUGGCCACUGGGGCUUCCCCGCCUGCCGGCCCUGCCAGUGCAACGGGCACGCCGAGGAGUGCGACCCCCGGACGGGCAGCUGCCUGCACUGCCGCGACCACACCGCCGGCCGGCACUGCGAGCGGUGCCAGGACGGUUACUAUGGGGACCCAGUGCUGGGCUCGGGGCAGCAGUGCCGGCCCUGCCCCUGCCCCGGCUACCCUGGCACACGGCACUACCACGGGAGCGCCUGCCACGCCGACGAGGAGACCCACCACAUCGUCUGCCUCUGUGCGCCCGGAUACGCCGGGCCCCGCUGCGACCGCUGCUCCCCCGGCUAUUUCGGGAUGCCAGAGAUGGAGGGGGGCGCGUGCCGGCCCUGCCAGUGCAACAACAACAUCGACGCCAGCGACCCGGGGGCCUGCGACCCCCGCACGGGGCACUGCCUGCGCUGCCUGUACCACACCGCCGGGCCCCACUGCGCCCACUGCCAGCCUGGCUACUACGGCAAUGCCCUGCAGCGCAGCUGCCGGCGCUGCAGCUGCGACCCACGGGGGACCCUGGUCUCCCACUGCACCGCCGGCGCCUGCGCCUGUGACCGUGGCACGGGCGCCUGUGCCUGCCGGCCCAACGUGGUGGGCAAGAGCUGCGACCGCUGCGCACCCCACUUCUGGAGCCUGGGGGAGCUGGGGGGCUGCGAGCCCUGUGGCUGCCACCCCACGCGUGCCCUGCACCCCGCCUGCGAUGCGGUGACGGGGCAGUGCCAGUGUCGACCCGGCUUCGGGGGCCGCAUCUGCUCCCAGUGCCAGGAGCAUCACUGGGGAGACCCCGAGCGGGAGUGCCGAGCCUGCGAGUGCGAGCCGCUGGGCGCUGAGAGCCCGCAGUGCGAGCAGGCCAGCGGGCAGUGCCGGUGCCGGCCGGGCUUCGGGGGGCUGCGCUGUGACCGCUGCCAGCGGGGCUACCAGGAGGCCUUCCCCCGCUGCUCGCCCUGCCACCCCUGCUUCGGGCGCUGGGACCCGGCCCUGGGCAGCCUGCAGGACGGGCUGCGGCGCCUGGGGGAGCAGGCACGGGCGCUGCGGGAAGGGGGGUCCAUGCCCACACUCAGCCCCCGCCGCCUGCGGGCACUGGAGGAGGCCCUGGGGCGCGUGGAGCAGCUUCUGGGCGAGGGGGGCAGCCCCAGUGGCCCCCUCCUCAAUGGGCUGCCUGGGCGGCUGGAUGGCACCAGGACGGAGCUGGAUGACUUCUGGAAGCAGGUCCAAGAGCUGGAGCAACAUCUGGAUCAGCUGGCACAGGCAGAUGUGCGGCACUGCGACCGGCUGGCUGGGCUGAGCCACGAGCUGGGGGGUCUCAACCGAACCGCCUCCCAGCUCCAAAUCCUCCUCGGCACCGUGGCAGCGGCCGGAUUCAGCGAGUCUUACCGCAGCAUCCUGGGAUCCGCGGAGGACUCGCGGCAGGCGGAGGCGGUGGCCAAUGGCACGGCCGGUGAGCUGAGCGAGGCACGGGUGACGCGGCGGGCGGCCGAGCGGGUGCUACGGCAGCAGGGCGACGCUUUCCGCCGUGGCACCGCCGCGGCGCGGAAAUCCUUGCGGGAGGCGCAGAAACGGGUGAUGGGACUCAGCAUCACCAGGAUCAAUGAGAAGAUUUGUGGGGCUCCUGGGGACCGGGGCUGCGAGGAAGCGCCUUGUGGAGGAGCCUUGUGCCGGAACGGCACAGGGACACGACAUUGCGGUGGCACGGGGUGUGCGGGGGCACUGCCCGUCUCGGCUCGAGCCCUGAGCAGCGCCCGUAACACCUCACAGCAGCUGGAGGAGGCAUUGGGUCAGCUGGGUGUUGUGGCACAGAAGACGCAGGAGGUGCAGGAGCUGGCGCGGGGGGCGCGCAGCCGGGCGGAGGAGGCGCUGGGGCGCUCGCAGGCCGCCCGCAGCCGCGCGGAGAAGGCGACGUCCCAGCUGCGGGACUUCAUCCGACGCAUCAAGGCCUUCCUGGCAGAGGAGGGAGCCGACCCGGGCAGCAUCGAGCUGGUGGCCCGGCAGGUCCUGAACAUCUCCCUGCCCAGCAGCCCCGGCCGCAUCCAGGAGCUGCUGCGGGAGAUGCGGGAGAGCAUUGGCCAGCUGGAGGGAGUGGAUGCUGUGCUGAACAGCACGGCGCAGGGGCUGGCCGCAGCACGGGGGCUGCUGGCACAGGGACAAGAUGCCAGGGAGCGAGCGGAGGGCGUGAGGGAUGAGCUGGUGGGGACGCAGCGGGCACUGGAUGCAGCGCGGGUGCAGGCGACGGCAGCAGGGAGCGCCCUGCGGAGUGCCAAGGAUGCCAUCCGGGCAGCUGAGAGCAGAGCCAAGGAGGCGGAGCGCAGGCUGCAGGCGCUGGAGGGGAAGGAGUCUCGGGCACAGCGGCGGCUGCGGGAGCUGGCACGGCACGUCACCACCCUGCAGGAGCGGGGCCAGGAUGUCCGCCGUUUGGCCCAGCAAGCCAAGGAGGGGGCGCAGCGUGCCACUGCCGCCUCAGGGACGCUCAGCCAGGACCUGGCGCAGGUGACGCAGCGCUACGUGGUGCUGAAGGGCCGGGUGAGCGGGCUGGCCGGGGUGUCCGGCGGUGCCCUGCAGCGUGUGACACGGCUGACGGCGGAGGCCCGGGACCUGCUGGACAAGGCCAACAGCAGCAAGAGGAAGCUGGAAGAGCUGGAGCAGCACUUCGGGGCCAACGAGCGGGUGAUGGCGGCGAAGGCAACGCGACUGCAGGCGUUGGAGCAGCGUGUCUGGGGGCUGCUGGAAGAGAUCCGGGAGAGGGCCAACGCUUACGCCACCUGCUAGUGACCGGCCAAGGGGCCGGGGGCUGGAGGGUGGGACACGGUCCUGCUCCGCAGCCCCCCCGGCAUUGCAGCCCGGGGGUCCCGUCCCCUCGGCAGACGGCUGUAGCGUGGCCGCGCUUGCAAAUAAAACCCUGA